AUGCCUACAACAAAAAGAAUAUUGAAAAGUUGUGAAAAUCGAGACAGUCACGUUUCCAGAUGGGUCAAGAACGUCUUAGAUAAGAAAUCAGCCACGUACGUAAAAGCUUACAUCAUCCUUAAUUUUGAGUUGAAUAUUAACACUCAAGAAAAUAUUUUUGACGUUGUUGAAAAACAUUUCAUGAACUUAAUUCAAAGUGUUGAUGAAACUUCAACCUUCAACACUUAA
Molecule: messenger RNA, 228 nt
Organism: Clunio marinus
Lineage: Eukaryota; Metazoa; Arthropoda; Insecta; Diptera; Chironomidae
Source: the annotation of a GenBank genome assembly